CUUUUAAUGACAUAUGUUUGUUUAGAACUGUAUGGUUGUAUUUUUCUCUUUUUUUUUGAGAGAUACAUUUUUUCUUGCACAUAAUCCGGAAAUGCCGAAAUUACUAGUGAAACAAUAUUUUUUUUUUUUGCGUUGUAUAUUCUCUAAUAUAAUUGAUGAUAAAGUCAUGUGCUAUUACUCCAAAGUAUAAUGGUAAAUGAAUGAUGAUGGCAUAUUUUGAUAAAAAUAAUGAAGCAUCAAAAGGUGCAAGAGCAAAACAGGAUGAACAAUAUGAAAUUCCAAAGAACAAAAAUGUAACAAAGACUGGCUUAGAUGUAUUAUAUACAUCUCGAGUAGAUCGCAAUGUAACUGAUGAAGAUCUGGGAAGGAAAAUAUUAUCAUUGAAACAUUUAUUAGAAAAAGAUCCAAAAGCUGCUGAUUUGAAAUGGUCUCUUUUCGUGGCAGCAUCCAAUACUUACCGUUAUGACAGCUGUUUAAAGCCAUUUCCACCUAUGUACAUUAAAAACGAGUGCAAGGAUAUUGAAGCCUUGAGGAGAGCCAUAGAAUCAGUUCCUCCUUUACCCUUGAUACGCAAAGAACUUAAUGAAGCUGGUGCAUAUGAAAAUUAUGGUGAAACAAUAGAAUUAUUAUAUUGGGUAUUAUUACGAUUAAGAGAUCCACACAUUAAGAGUGUGCAGAAAGAAUGUUAUGAUUCCAUAUUGAAUAAAGUGCCAUUGGAAGUGCCAGUUUCAGCUCCAAAUCUUAUAUUUCAAGUGGCAAGUGCGAAGCAAUCUGCACCAGAAGAGAAAUGGAAAUCAAGUGCUAAUGGUCAUUCGACGUUUUAUGCGUACCAUGGCAGCCGUUUAGAAAAUUUUCAUUCCAUCAUGCAUUAUGGUUUACAACAAAAUAUGUGCAAGAGAUCACAAUUUGGCAAAGGAAUAUAUCUUUCGAGCGAAUUAGGAGUGAGUUUACCCUAUAGUCCUGUGGGUUAUGGAUGGGGAGGCAGUCUUCUUGGAAGUGAAAUAAGUUGUAUAGCUCUCUGCGAGCUUAUCAAUCAUCCUGAUAUAAAGAGAGGAGAUUCAAGGGAUAGGGCACAAAAUACAUUGAGUGACUCAAUUGGUGGAAGAAUACCAGACAAAUAUUUUGUAGUAACAAAUAGUGAUUUAGUAAGGAUACGUUAUCUGCUUGUCUACACCCAAGAUCUCCAUACAACUAGUACUGCUGAUAAUUCAGGAUUAUUGGUAUGGUUCAAGCAACAUAAAUUACUGACGUUUGUGCUCGGCUACGUCGUGCUGUUAGCUUCGGUUGGAUUAACACAGAAUAAACAAGUAGAGAAAUAUUAUAGGUUAUUUAUCCAGAAAGCAGGAUUCGAAUAAAAAAAAUGAUAAUGCAAACAUUGCAAUAAAUUGGUUUUGAAAUAUGAGGAAAAAGGUUAUAAGUACCAUAUUUUCAUAAAAUUAGGCUUCAUGUGCCAAGAUUUUUAAGUAAGACUAGAAAAGAAUAUUUUUUUAUCUUUGUAUUAAAUAGACAAAAUAUACAGAAAAAGUGUUUUCACGAUUUUUAAUUUUGACAUUUACAACUUUUUAUAUGUCGAGAUAUAAAUAUCCAUUGGUGUAUAUAUGAACAAUGUUAUCUUUUAUAUACAUUCUUUUUAAAUAUAUAUGAUAAUUGAGUAAAUAUUUUAUAUAAAUCAUAUAAAAAUUUACAUAUGCAUAUCUAUACACAUACAUACACACAUAUAUACACACAUAUAUAUUACAUUAUUUCUUAAAAAACAUUUUUUCUAUAACUUUUUAAUAUCGUGAGAGUAUAAUAGGAAAGUUCUCAGUGACUAAAUAAUCAUCUUCAAAUAAAAUGAUGAGAUUUAC
This is a messenger RNA of Formica exsecta, 1847 nucleotides long. It is a transcript of the gene Parp16, whose product is annotated as protein mono-ADP-ribosyltransferase PARP16. The transcript has 7 exons. Gene Ontology annotation, molecular function: kinase binding; NAD+ poly-ADP-ribosyltransferase activity; protein serine/threonine kinase activator activity. Gene Ontology annotation, cellular component: nuclear envelope; membrane; endoplasmic reticulum tubular network. The record is from RefSeq and is a predicted model, not a curated record. Bases 201 to 1355 code for a protein of 384 amino acids. Gene Ontology annotation, biological process: endoplasmic reticulum unfolded protein response. Lineage: Eukaryota; Metazoa; Arthropoda; Insecta; Hymenoptera; Formicidae.